AUGUUAAGAGCAUGUGCAAUUCAGUUUCGAGGUGAUUGGGAUGAGAAGUUGCCAUUCAUGGAGUUUGCUUAUAACAACAGUUACCAGCUGAGUAUCAGAAUGUCUCUAUUAUUUGCUCUGUAUGGGAAACAGUGUAGAACACCCUUGUAUUGGGAUGAAGUGGGUGAGCAUAGGCUAGAGGUGUCAGAAGAUGUUGAAAGAACAAAGAAAUAUGUUGGAUUAAUCAGAGAAAGACUCAAGGUGGCCCGGGAUCAACAGAAAAGUUAUGCAGAUAACAGGAGGAAGGAUCUUCAGUUAGAGGUUGGCGACUGGGUAUUUUUAAAGUUAUCACCUUGGAAGGGUGUAAUGAGAUUUGGAAAACGGGGAAAGUUAAGUCCUCGUUAUAUUGGGCCAUAUGAGAUUUUGGAGCGUAUGGGCCCAGUAGCUUAUAGGCUUACAUUGCCUUCAGACCUUUCCCGGUUGCAUGAUGUAUUCCAUGUUUCCAUGCUCCGAAAAUAUAUCUCCGAUCCUUCCCAUGUUCUAGAGGAACAACCAGUAGAUUUGGAGGAUGACUUGACUUAUGUAGAGCAGCCAGUUCAAAUUUUGGAUUAG
This is a messenger RNA of Prunus dulcis (almond), 591 nucleotides long. RefSeq names its product transposon Tf2-1 polyprotein. The transcript has a single exon. Lineage: Eukaryota; Viridiplantae; Streptophyta; Magnoliopsida; Rosales; Rosaceae. The record is from RefSeq and is a predicted model, not a curated record. Gene Ontology annotation, molecular function: nucleic acid binding. Bases 1 to 591 code for a protein of 196 amino acids.